UGAAAUCGGCCUCUUUCCCUGUGCCUGAAUGCGAGAGGAACAGGGCGCCCGCAGCCCUCCGUCUAAAUCCAACUCCAUCCUCCUUUGAGGGCACCAUAUACCUUCUCCAAAAUGACCGAGCAGAUGACCGUGAGGGGGACCCUGAAGGGCCACAAUGGUUGGGUGACCCAGAUAGCAACUACGCCGCAGUUUCCCGAUAUGAUUCUGUCUGCGUCCCGAGACAAGACUAUCAUCAUGUGGAAACUGACUCGUGAUGAGACUAACUACGGAAUCCCCCAGCGGGCGCUGCGGGGUCACUCGCACUUCGUGAGUGACGUGGUCAUCUCCUCGGACGGGCAGUUCGCCCUGUCCGGGUCCUGGGACGGGACUCUGCGCCUGUGGGACCUGACCACUGGUACCACAACCCGGCGCUUUGUCGGCCACACCAAGGACGUCCUGAGCGUUGCCUUCUCCGCUGAUAACAGGCAGAUUGUGUCCGGGUCCCGGGACAAGACCAUCAAGCUGUGGAACACCCUGGGAGUCUGCAAGUACACCAUCCAGGAUGAGAGUCACUCUGAGUGGGUGUCCUGCGUGCGUUUCUCCCCCAACAGCAGCAACCCCAUCAUUGUCUCCUGCGGCUGGGACAAGAUGGUCAAGGUGUGGAACCUGGCCAACUGCAAGCUGAAGACCAAUCACAUCGGCCACACCGGAUACCUGAACACCGUCACUGUGUCUCCUGACGGCUCCCUGUGUGCCUCUGGUGGCAAGGACGGGCAGGCCAUGCUGUGGGAUCUGAAUGAGGGGAAGCACCUGUACACCCUGGACAGUGGUGACACCAUCAACGCUCUCUGCUUCAGCCCUAACCGCUACUGGCUUUGUGCAGCCACCGGCCCCAGCAUCAAGAUCUGGGAUCUGGAGGGCAAGAUCAUUGUUGAUGAGCUGAGACAGGAAGUGAUCAGCACCAACAGCAAGGCUGAGCCACCUCAGUGCACCUCUCUGGCCUGGUCUGCUGAUGGACAGACCCUGUUUGCUGGCUACACUGACAACCUGAUCAGAGUGUGGCAGGUCACCAUCGGAACACGAUAGGAAGCCUCUUUUUUAGGAACUAUCAGCGUUGAAUAAAAAAAAUUGUGGAAACUGA
Molecule: messenger RNA, 1120 nt
Organism: Megalops cyprinoides (Indo-Pacific tarpon)
Lineage: Eukaryota; Metazoa; Chordata; Actinopteri; Elopiformes; Megalopidae
Product: guanine nucleotide-binding protein subunit beta-2-like 1
Exons: 8
Coding region: 112-1065 (317 amino acids)
Biological process (GO): rescue of stalled cytosolic ribosome; positive regulation of protein phosphorylation
Cellular component (GO): cytosol; nucleus
Molecular function (GO): translation regulator activity; protein kinase C binding; ribosome binding
Source: RefSeq, a predicted model, not a curated record